This is a messenger RNA of Cajanus cajan (pigeon pea), 2174 nucleotides long. RefSeq names its product RING/FYVE/PHD-type zinc finger family protein. Gene Ontology annotation, molecular function: phosphatidylinositol binding; metal ion binding. NCBI's taxonomy places the organism in Eukaryota, Viridiplantae, Streptophyta, Magnoliopsida, Fabales, Fabaceae. The record is from RefSeq and is a predicted model, not a curated record.
AGGAGAGGAAACAGGAAAGUUGUAUUUGUAAAUUCAGGGUCUGCACGCAAGGGAGACGUAAAACCUCGGGGGAACUCAGUAGCGAUAACACGCCAUUGAAGCUCCAAUUCGAAUUCUGUCACAUACCCUUUUCGCCUCUCAUAUCAAAGUUUCGUUCUUUUGGCCCCAAAUUGAAAUAUUCAGCUCAAAAUUUAAUCUUUGGCUGAUAAUAUAGCUAGAUAUUAUCUGCACAUGCGUGCCCUAUUUUAGUGUGCCAAUGGAGGGCAAAAACUUGGAUUCUCAGAAUCAGGUGCAAGUUGUAGAAAAUUUAUCUCCUAGGGUUUCUAGUUUCUCCCUUGGCGACCAGUUAUCCAAUUGCGAUUCUCCUCUGGCUUAUGAGGUGGAUGGUAAUAUGACGAAUCGUGUUCAUAAAGAGUAUUGUGAUUCUUUUUUCACUGAUAGCGCUGAAGGGAAUUGUAUAAAUUCUUCAAGAUUAUAUCCUGAAUUACCUCAAAAACAAUUGGAAAAACAUGACGAGGACAUGGAGUCUUCAGCUGAUCUGCAGAAGCGGGGAAGGUACUUCUAUUAUGAUAGUCCACUAGAUGAAGAUACUGGAGUUUGGAUACCAGUUUCAGUUCCACCAAUGUUGGAAGAUGAUCACAAAGAGUGGGCCAAAGGUUUUCACUCUAAUGGUGGCUAUUUUCCUGAUGAUGACAUGGGAUGGAAUCUAUAUGUUGGAGAUGAAAAAGAGUUGACUAUGUGGGAUGUGCUAGUAGAAAUGUUACUUGUAGCUCGGGGAAAAGUGACUUCUUUGGCAUCAGGAGAUAUUCAUACAUGUAAGUUUUCAUGGAUAUCCAGCCAUGUACUUGAACAAGCUUGGAGAGAGAUGGCACAAACUCUUACGGAUGCCAACUUUGGUAAUGUGAAGGAACUACUGGAAGCAGAGCCUCCAAAAUGGUUAGCAGAUAGUGCUGCUUCUUCUUGUAUGCUUUGUGGUGUGAGAUUUCAUCCCAUUAUGUGCUCCCGGCAUCACUGCCGGUUUUGUGGAGGAAUAUUUUGUGGUGCAUGUUCCAAAGGGCGGAGCCUGUUGCCAUCAAAAUUCCGAGUUUCUGAUCCCCAAAGAGUUUGCGAUGUAUGCUGUGUCCGACUUGAAUCUGUGCAACCUUAUUUGAUGGAUCAUGUAAGCAAUGCUGCUCAGUUGCCAACUCAUGACCUGACAGAUCUGAGCACUUUGAGAUCAUGGGUUAAUUUUCCCUGGGGGCAGUCUAUGGAAUAUGAAAUUUACAAGGCAACUAACACUAUCAAGGCAUAUAAUCAGAUAGGUUUUCUAAAGCCUGAGAAGUCAAUUCCAGAUGUCAUUCUAAGACAAGCAAAAGGCCUUGCAAUUAUCACUGUGGCCAAAGUAGGAGUGAUGGUCACUUAUAAUAUUGGAACAGGGCUUGUGGUUGCACGUAGGGAAGAUGGUUCAUGGUCUCCUCCGUCUGCCGUUUCCACAUUUGGUGUCGGAUGGGGGGCUCAGGCUGGAGGAGAGUUAACAGACUUCAUUAUCGUUUUGAGAACAAACGAUGCUGUCAAGACAUUUAGUGGCAAUAUGCAUCUAUCACUUGGAGCUGGUUUGAGUGCUGCAAUAGGGGUUAUUGGUAGGUCAGCUGAAGCUGAUGUUCGAGCUGGUGAUGGUGGCUAUGCUGCUUGUUAUACCUACAGCUGCAGUAAAGGUGCAUUUGUUGGAUGCUCACUUGAAGGCAGCAUGGUGACUACUCGCACCCAAGAAAAUUCGCGUUUUUAUGGCAGCCAGUCUAUAGCUGCAACAGAUAUCCUUCUUGGCUCGCUGCCUAGGCCACCUGCUGCUGCCAUUCUCUACCGUGCACUUGCUGAUUUGUAUUCGAAGCUUGAUGGCUAAUUCAAUCAUUCAACGUGUUCCUUUCUCGUUUUGUACACUGGCAUCAAGGAAACGAACUAUUGCACCGUCCAUAAUUUGUACAGCUGCUACGUGUCAUUAUUUGUCUUGUAAAUAUAUAUGCAUGUAGAUAUUAUUUGCUCCACGUUGACCAAGAUGGGAAGUAUUGGUGACCUGCUUUAAGGUUAUUUUUAUUUGGCCACACAUUGGGCUAGAAAAGGAGGGUUUAUUCACAAUGUUAUUUAUCAUUAGGCAUUCCAAUAUAUAUUUAUCCACAUUUCUCGUUGGUUUACUUUUA